Aedes albopictus (Asian tiger mosquito) is the source of this 1289-nucleotide messenger RNA. RefSeq names its product ketimine reductase mu-crystallin. The record is from RefSeq and is a predicted model, not a curated record. Bases 237 to 1268 code for a protein of 343 amino acids. The transcript has 5 exons. Gene Ontology annotation, cellular component: cytoplasm. Lineage: Eukaryota; Metazoa; Arthropoda; Insecta; Diptera; Culicidae. Gene Ontology annotation, molecular function: hormone binding.
UACGAACCGACAGAUACAUGUACGUACAUCAUCAUAUCACAUCUAGCUGAACCACCGCACGAACCCUUCCUGUGGUUUGGAUGUUGUGUUAUCAGUAGCAACAGGUUCACGAAUAAACAAAACCAACUAUAAAUACAUGCAGGCUCAGAGGAGAUCAGUCGUGUCUGUGUAUCCAAAGAAACCAGUUCGGAACCUUUGAUAUAGUCAUCCUUUUUUAUCGAGGAAUUGAUAAUAAAAUGUCUUCAAAUCAACCGGUCUUCAUCAGUGAGGAUGAACUUAAACAGUACACGGACUGGACGGAAAUUUUACAUGCCCUAGAACAAGCGUUCCUAUCUGUGUCCAAUACCGAUAAAUCGGGUGGUCACCCAUACAGCUCUCAACCUGCGCGUACGUUCGUCCACGCCGAAGGAGGAGUACUCCUUUGUAUGCCAGGGUUCGUUGGCAAUCACAGAGUUUUCAAGUCCGACCAACAUUCAACGCCUUCCUCAACUUUAGCAUGCAAAUUGAUCACCAGCUUUGGAGACAAUCCCAAACGGAAUCCACCCCUGCCAGACAUCAACGGAAACAUAUUUCUCUUCGACAACGUCACUGGAAAGCUGCAGGCUACGUUGGAGGCCAAUUACAUCACAGGAUUGAGAACAGCGGCGGCAUCUAUCGUUGCGACGGAACAGGUGUUCCUUUCCAGAAUCGAAGAUAAAUCCAAUCUCGUUCUGGGCAUCAUCGGGGCUGGAACGCAGGGUGAGUUCCAUGCGAUUGGGUUCCUAAAUACUCACAAAUUUGCCAAAAUCAUACUAUGGAAUCGAACCAGAUCCCGCAGCGAACAGCUGAUGGCAAAGCUCAGAGACCUGGCACCAAAAACCAUGAACUCCGACGUUGUGGUUUCGGUUCAUGAAUCGGUCGAGGAAUGCUGCCAAGACUGUGACGUUAUUGUAACCGCCACAAGUACAUCCACUCCAUUGGUUUUUAGAAGUUUUUUGAAACCAAAUGUGCACAUCAACGCUAUCGGAGCUGGGCGUUCUCACCACGCUGAGCUGGCUCAGGAUAUCUACGAUCAAUGCAGCGUUUUUAUCGACUAUUCUACUGGAGCGAAAGUGGAAUUGGCAAACCUUAAGUCGACCAUCGUCGGAGAAAUUGGAGAAAUCAUUUUGGGAACAAAAUCAGUGCCAACCAAUGGCAUUACUGUUUUUCAAUCUAUUGGAAUGGCCACCGAAGAUGUAACUGUUGGUAGAUUAUUCUAUGAGAAAUAUAAGAUGGCUAGAGCGAAUUGAAUAAAAUGUUUGUGAAUCUAA